CUGUUUUAUAACAAUGGCUGACAUUUGUGACAAGUGUUUUUUGUUAAAGUGCAAGAAGUUAUUUAAACGAAAGUGAUUUAGUAUCUAAGGAACAUGUAGAUAUUCUACAAUGACAUCACGGAUAAAUAACUAUUAAGAAAUUAUCUCUGGGGCCUAAUGACAUGGGAUUUUGUACGAGAAGGCAUUUGUUUUUAACAAUAUGUGUUCUUCAAAUGAUAACGGUCGUCGAAAGGCAAGUUUUCGAUUUUCUGGGGUUUCUAUGGGUGCCAAUAUUGGUUAAUUUUUUCCAAAUAAUAUUUAUUAUUUUUGGAUUUUUCGGGGCCUAUCAAUAUCGACCAAAAUAUAUUAUUGCUUACCUAUUGUGGCAUCUGUUUUGGAUAGCCUGGAAUACAUUCUUGAUUUGUUUAUAUUUAAAUAUAGCUGGAUUAGAUCACGACACAAAUAAGGUGCUCAAGCUAGACCCAACUAGUGAUAGUUGGUGGAAAAAAGAAGGACCGGGUUGCAAAAUUGUUAAUGUAGAUGAAAUACCUCUUGUAUAUGAGGGAUGCUUUCUGGAUUAUAUCUACAUUGAAGUAUUUCACGCUGGGUUGCAAUGUUUUUUUGCUAUGUUUAGCUGUGUGGUAGGCGUUUGUUUAAGCAGAACAUUUUUGGAAGAAGAUGACACCUCGUCGCAUAAAUCAAGUAGAAAAAACACAAAACAACGCAUGUCUCUUUACUCCAUCGAAUUCAGCACUCAGCUGGACAGGCAUGGGGACAGUGACAAUGAUUUUGAUCACUUGCCAUCUUCUCCAAAACCCAUGACCCCGCGCAGGGUGAAAAGACGCAGUGUCAUGCAAAGAGGAUCAUCAGGACGGCAUAGUACUAGUACUAGAAGGCUGUCGCAAAACCGCUCGUCUACCAGGAGUUCUCGAAGAACACAAAAUCCAGUGACUAGGUUACUAGAACAGCAACAGAAAUGCCAGGCCUAUGAAAGCAAUACCAGUCAAUCCCCUGUAGAAUCUCCAAUCCCAAAUUAUUCAAACGUGCACCCUCAGCAAUGGUCUCAUACUGGCCAUACGAAUCCUUCCUAUCAACAAUCAAGCACCUCCCUUAAUCAGGAUAUUGAGGAGCUUUAUAACAACCGCCCAGCAUCAGCGAGGUCAAGCUAUUCAAAUUUUCAUGGAGCUAGGGCUAAUUAUUCACCCCCUAAGUUGUAUCAUAGUCACGCGACACCACAAGUUCCCCAGAAAAGGGGUAACCCUUCUCGAAAUAGUAUGAGAUCUAUGACUUUUAUGAAUAAUGGACCACCUGCUUAUACCAUGCAACCUCCUUUGCCUAUUGAUUCAGAAACUGCAAUGUAGAUAUUUUGAUAUGCAAAUUGCGUUUGGUUGAGAGAAAAUCAAUAUAGCAUCGAAAAACUACAUAGCUAAUUGAUUUUUAUCCAGCUUUAUGUUAAAUUUCAUUGUAUUAACUAUGGUGCUCAACGCAAGGAAUGUAACAAUACGUCAGACAUUUCCCUAGGACAUUAUGGUCAAUUGUAAAAUAUUUAUUCAACUUGUAUAUUUAAUUAUAAUAUUUUCUUGUAAUUUAGUGUUGCUGUAAUUGUGAUAUUCUCAUUUUAGUUAAAAUAUCAUGCCAUUAUUUACAUAAUAAAUGUACUUGAAGGACUGUUGUCAUCGACAAGACUGUUAUUGGCUCAAGCGUUAUUUUUAGAAACUUUUUACUAUUUAAAAAUUUACAGAUUUUUACUACUCAUGCAAUAGAUAGAGCUUGCCUUAAGGUACCAAGUUGCCUAACUUUAUAUUACUAGUAUCGUUUCUGUUAAAAAACCAUAUUGUUAUGCUAAUAUUUCGAUGAGUUAAGAUCUCAUUGUUUAUAACUUUCUGUAGUUAUUUUUUCUUUGCUUUUAUUAAAAUCAGUUAACUACCAUCACAUAAUUGAUAACUUUGUCAUAUUAUAUACCCAGUACAAAAUUAAUGAUUUGUGUUCAAUUUACGUGAAACUUUGUGUAAAUAUGGCUUGUAGUUAUACAUGUUCGUACCAAAGUAUUACUUAAAAUAUAUUUUACAAUACUUAAUUGUGUAAUAAAGUCAAUACAGUUAAUU
Cylas formicarius (sweet potato weevil) is the source of this 2084-nucleotide messenger RNA. It is a transcript of the gene NKAIN, whose product is annotated as sodium/potassium-transporting ATPase subunit beta-1-interacting protein. Lineage: Eukaryota; Metazoa; Arthropoda; Insecta; Coleoptera; Brentidae. The coding region runs from base 162 to 1340 and encodes 392 amino acids. The record is from RefSeq and is a predicted model, not a curated record. Gene Ontology annotation, biological process: regulation of sodium ion transport. The transcript is spliced from 6 exons.